Messenger RNA from Penaeus vannamei (Pacific white shrimp), 434 nucleotides. RefSeq names its product pro-resilin-like. The record is from RefSeq and is a predicted model, not a curated record. NCBI's taxonomy places the organism in Eukaryota, Metazoa, Arthropoda, Malacostraca, Decapoda, Penaeidae. Gene Ontology annotation, cellular component: extracellular matrix.
GUGAUCUUUCAACGAUGACUGCAAAGUUUAUUAUUGCUGCUGCCUUUGUGGUCAUGGCACUCGCCCGCCCCGAGGACACUCCAGGCUAUGAUUACUCUGCCCCUUCCUCACCUGCCAAGUACGACUUCAACUACGCUGUCAAGGACGACUACUCCAGCAACGACUUCGGUCACCAGGAAGAUCGCGAUGGCUACGGUGCCCAGGGUUCCUACUACGUCCUCCUUCCCGACGGUCGUCUGCAGAAGGUCACCUACUCCGUCAACGGCGACUCUGGCUUCGUGGCCGAGGUCAGCUACGAGGGCGAGGCCCAGUACCCUGAGUACAAGCCUUCCUACAAGCCAACCCCUUCUUAUGCCUAAACCAGUCUUUUAUGUAACAUUGCGGUACUAUUUAUUGUAAUUUUAUAAACAUCACUGUGAAUAGAAAUAUAUAUA